UGCCUCAACUAUUAUGUGCAGAUGCUGUUGCUAUUAUGGCUAGAUCGCCAGUUGGCCUCAGAAGAGCCUUGAGACGUCUGGCUCUCUAUUGUAGAACUAACCAGCCCUCCAUUAACUACCAGAAGUCGAAGGUUAUGGUAUUUGUGAGAAGACCCAAACUAUUACGAUGGUAGAUAGAUAAUCAUCAGCUUGAGCAGAAUAUAUAGAUCCAUGACCUCUUUUUCGACUCCGGAGGUGACGCUGACAGAUGCUGAAAAAGUGUAUAGGGAAUGCCAGCAGGAGGGACCCAUCUCCUUUGAGGAGUGCAUCCCUCCAGAUAAGAUGCAAAAGUGUGAGAAAGUUGGGGAAGGCGUGUUUGGGGAGGUCUUCAGGUCAGAAGGUGAGAGAGGAGCCGUGGCUUUGAAAAUAAUUCCCAUUGAGGGGAGCGGCCGAGUCAACGGGGAGGCUCAGAAGACCUUCAGUGAGAUCCUACCGGAGAUCAUCAUCUCAAAAGAGCUCAGCCUUUUGGCCGAUGAGGAGGCUAACCAAACUACUGGGUUUAUUAGUCUGUAUUCGGCAUACUGUGUUCAAGGAUCUUACCUUGAGCAUCUCCUGAAAGCCUGGGAUGAAUACCAUAGGCUGAGCGAGUCUGAAAAUGACCGACCAGACUUCUUUCUGGACCAACAGCUCUUCAUGGUCCUGGAGUUUGAGUUUGGUGGUAGCAACCUGGAGAACAUGCGGACCCGGCAGCUGAGCUCCAUGGCUGCGGCUAGGAGUAUCUUGCACCAGCUCACUGCUUCUCUGGCCGUGGCUGAGAAGGCACUCCACUUUGAGCACCGUGACUUGCACUGGGGGAACGUCCUGGUCAAAAAGACCAACCUGAAGGAGUUGAGUUUUACACUGAGUGGGGAAACCCACACCUUUCCCACUCACGGCAUCCUUGUGAACAUCAUAGACUACACCUUCUCCAGGUUGGAGAAAGACGGCCUGACCGUCUUCUGCGACCUCUCCACUGAUGAAGAGGUGUUCCAAGGGAGAGGGGAUUAUCAGUUUGACAUUUACCGCAAGAUGAGAGAGGAGAAUGAGAACAACUGGGCUGACUACUUUCCCCACAGCAAUGUCCUGUGGCUGCACUAUCUCGCAGACAAACUCUUGAAAGAGGUCUCUUAUAAGAACAAGGUUACAACAGCCUCCAUGAGGCAGGUGCAGCAACAACUCCAGCUGUUCUCCAAAGAGGUGUUUGGCUACAGAACUGCCACAGUGGCUGUGGCUAGGAGUAUCUUGCACCAGCUCACUGCUUCUCUGGCCGUGGCUGAGAAGGCACUCCACUUUGAGCACCGUGACCUGCACUGGGGGAACGUCCUGGCUUAG
This is a messenger RNA of Hemicordylus capensis (graceful crag lizard), 1350 nucleotides long. RefSeq names its product serine/threonine-protein kinase haspin-like. Gene Ontology annotation, biological process: intracellular signal transduction; protein phosphorylation; mitotic cell cycle. NCBI's taxonomy places the organism in Eukaryota, Metazoa, Chordata, Lepidosauria, Squamata, Cordylidae. The coding region runs from base 211 to 1350 and encodes 379 amino acids. Gene Ontology annotation, molecular function: ATP binding; histone H3T3 kinase activity. Gene Ontology annotation, cellular component: nucleus; cytoplasm. The transcript is spliced from 2 exons. The record is from RefSeq and is a predicted model, not a curated record.